Messenger RNA from Clupea harengus (Atlantic herring), 5143 nucleotides. It is a transcript of the gene prr36b, whose product is annotated as proline rich 36b. Lineage: Eukaryota; Metazoa; Chordata; Actinopteri; Clupeiformes; Clupeidae. The record is from RefSeq and is a predicted model, not a curated record.
AACCCUCUGUACCGCCCGUCCAUCCGUUCGGCCCAAGGAGUGUGCGUGGACUGCUAAAGCGUUGUCCCAUUCUUUGGUAGCGACGUGCACAUCACUCCUGAAAACGGCGGUACAGAAAGGGUCUCUUGGCGGGUCAGAUUCACCGUUUAGCUCAUAGAGCCUGUGUUCGACAGGGUUGUUCAAUUUUGUCGAGCUCAGAUUAUCUGUGGAUUCCAUCUAGACAGCCAAGGAUAGACAACUUUUGGGCGUAGCUUGCUGAAAGGAAGAACUGCUUUAAGAGGUCGCCCAGACUGUAGGUAGCUGCCCGGCUUUGCUGUCUAUUUACUCCUGACGGCGUUCCGAGCGUCUUCCUUCCUAAACCCAAUUCCCGAGACAGGCCUCCAGGACUGAGACGUCAUGAAACCUGAUGGGGUUGUCACGGCAGCAGCAGAGCCGAUGGAAAUGCUAGCUGCUGACCCUGUGAUGGAUGUGGUCCAACCGGCAGGAGAGGGUGCUGACCAGGUCCCCGAUCCCUUGAUGCCGUCACAGGAGAUAGGCCAGGGUGAGCCACAGCCCACUGAGACGCCGGCCCCUCCUGCCAAGACGGACAAGAGUGACAAACCAACGGAUCCCAAAGCCAAGACGAAGGGCACAGCCAAGCCGAAGACAGCAGGAACCACAGGAACCACAGGAACCAAGCCUGCCUCUCGGCCCGGCACAGCCCAGAGCCGCCUGCUUAACGGGACUCAGAAACCUCAGACCAACGGAGUGACCAAGAAACCCACCACGGGGGCCGCAGACAAGAAGACCACGUCAACCACCAAUUCGGCCAAAAAGCCUGCAGGCCCCACCGGGGCACCAACCUCUCGCUCACCCACUAAGCCGGCUGAGCGGAAAUCCACCGGAACCACCCGUCCCACCUCUGCUCCUAAUGCCGUCAAUGGAGCAAAGACAGGGGCAGCUCAGCCGCUUAAAAAGACCCCGUCUGCAAUGAGCAGUGAAGUGAAAACCAAACCAAAAACCACAGUCCCAGCCCCCAGACCCGCCUCUGCAGCUCCCAGCAAGCCUGGCACUGCUGCUUCCACCAAAUCUGAUAGGCCGCCACUCUCCAAGACAACAAGGCCCCCUGUUAGCGGUCCCCCGAGCUCAAGGCCCUCCUCUGCAGCACCCAAGACGGCCACGUCCAAGACUACAACACCAACCAAGCCAGCCACACCGAAGACAGCCUCCACAACUGUUAACAAACCGGCCACACCUAAAACAGGCUCCGCAACCCCCUCUGCUGGUCGCACUCCAACACAAACAUCCAGGACCACCACUCCUGUUAAGAAAGAUGUCAGCAAGCCAACUACUCCAGCAGCCAAGAAACCGGCAGCUUCCUCUCUCACUCGGCCUUCCACAGCCAAGACCACCAAGCCAGACACCCCUAAGACAACCCCCGCGGCAAAACCAGACCCCAUCAAGAAGCCUGCUGCCAGCAGUAAAACAGCAGACGCCAAGACCAGCAAGCCCAAGGAGGCCAAAUCGACCUCCUCAAAAGAAGCCGCUACCCCCUCUAAAGCGACUGGCUCAAAGCCCGGCUCAGCCAAGGCAGCCAGUCCCAAAAAGGCAGUGGGCAGCAGCACACCAACGCCAGUAAAGCGUGGCCCAAAGCCAGGAGCGUCUGCCCAGCCAGAGCCCAAGGAUGAGGAGAAGCAGGAUGCCACCCUUGCAGUGGCUGCUGUUGCUGCUGGUGCUGCUGGUGCUGCGGGUACCAUAGCUGCUCUGGCCAGUGCUGCAGCAUCAGAGCCUGAAGCUCCUGCAGCCCAGCCUCUAGUCAAGGAGGAUGUAUGGUCUGCACCCACACCGGCCGCCUUGGAAGAGCCUGUAGUGAAAACACCUGAGGCUGAAGUGCCCCAGUUGGCAGCCCAGUUAGACCUGGUCCACUUGGAGGAUCCUGUGACCUCCACAUCUCCCCUGGGCACCACAGUGAUGUCCCCACCCACUUCCCCCAUUGGUCCCCCAGCCAUGCCGAUGGAGUGCCAGGGCUCUGCUCCUCAGUUGGACAUGCGUGAUCAGGAUGAACCGUGGGCACACAGUCAGCCCAUGCUCUCCAAUGAUGCCAUGCCAGAGAAUCUGUUUGAAGAGGAGGUGAAAGGUCAGGAUGAUCUCCUUGUUUCCACAGCUGCCGUGCCAGCAGCUCAGACAGAAACGACACUCACCCUGGGAACUGAACCUGACUUGCUUGUUAAGUCCCCGGCAGAUCACUUCUCUGGAGCUUCCCCUACUUCACCCUUCCAGGAAGGAGAGGAGGCAGUUGAGAAGGCAGAUGAGGAAAUCAAUGAAGAUGUGGACGAUGACGAUGAGGACGAGAAUGAUCAAGAGACAAAGGAAUUCAGCAAAUUGCAGUCCAUGCCUGAGACGAGUGAAACUCUGCAAAUGGAUGAGCUCCUGUCUGAAGCUUCAGAUUUUGCCAGCUCUGAUUGGCAAGGACAUGGCUUGGGCGGUAUGAGCAGCAAACAGCAAAGCACUAUGGGGGAGGAAAUGACCAGGAUGUCCACCAGUGAUAUGGAUGACUUUGGCUUGAAGGUAGAGAAGGAAGAGGAACCAUUUAUGGGUUCUCCAAGCGUGAAAACGUUCUACAGUGAGGAAGCAGAGGCUGAGGAAGAGGAGAAGGUCAUUGACAUGGAUGUUGGUUCAGAGAAACAGCAUAAGGUUGGUGGAGAAGAAGAGGAGGAGGAGGAUGAAGAUGUAGAGAUGGUCAGUGAUGGUAUGACUGAGAGUGGAUUGGAGAGCUGUGGAAACGUUGAUGUGGAUGACUUCACUGAUGACGUCCGCGGUGAUAACUUGAACCGCAUGACCGCCCAGCCCCCCAUCCCUCCAGCGUCUGCGUGGGGGCAGACCAAUCCAUUUGCUGACCCCUGGGCUCAACCCAACAACCUCUUCACCACGUCCAGCCUCUCUCCUGACCAUGUAGCGGUUCAGCCUGAGUCGCCCACCAAGUCCCCUGCCCAGGCGUGGCUGGAGUUCAGUAGCUCAGCUCUGGAUCCCCACAGCGAGAAGCCCCUGCUGCGGACGCCCGAGGAGCCCUCUGCCCCAGCUCUGGAGGAGAUGGAGAGCUUCAUGCCCCGGCACCUUGCCCCUCCAGUCGCCCCAGCAGUGGGCAUGUCUCAGUCCAGCACACUGAGUGGCACAGCGCUGGCUGCUCACAGCAGCAGCGAGACCAGCACACCCGAGGAGCUCCGCGAUUACGACAGCAGCUCUGGUGUGGAGUCGCGCUCUGAAAAGCAGCAGACCCCUGUGCCAAUGGUCCAGCCUGACUUGGAGCAGGACCUGGGCAUCCACCUGGAACGAGGAGACGGGGAGGAGGAGGAGGCCGAGACGCUCCCGGCUGAUGAGGUGCUGGGAGGACCACCCACUGCGCCGGCAUCUGCCCCCUCCUCAGCCUCCACCUCUGGCGACGAGGCCAGUGACACGGAAGGCGAGAUGCAGAUCAACGACCCUGAUGCCCCGGUGGAAGAGGACCACAUUGCAGCCUUCGACAGCCCACCCCCGACCCGCAACCUCCCUGCACUGGCUGAGGACGAGGAGGCUGCCGAGGUUCAGGCGGGAGAUGGCGGCGAGGAAGAUGGAGGCACACCCCAAUCUGCCAACUCUGUGGCGUCUUACGGCUUCGACUGCACCAAUUCCAACUCCAACGCCCACUCCACCGCUGAGAGCUGCGGCAAGAGCCCUGGCAUCUUCUCCCUAGAGAACGAGGACCAGAUGACGGAGGAAGCCAAGGACCCCUCGCUCAUCAAGGAGCUGACCAUGCCGUCAUCAGCUGCGGCCCAGGCAGAGGACCUGCUGGGCGGACCCGUGGACCUGCUUCCCUUUGGCGGAGAGUCGCAAGUCGACCUGAAUGAGCAUCAGUACAUGCUCUGUGGAAAGGGUGCAGAUCUCCUCCAGGAAGCCGACCCCUUGGAGCCGGACGCACGUCACUCGUCCUCGCCACUCCCAGGGGAAGGCUCCGACACCCAGCCCCCCUACUAUUCCACCAUUUGCGAUAAGACUGAUAACUUUCUGGCAGGUAAUGUAUAAGCCCCUCCUCACUUGGAAUGCACCUUCUUCCCAUCCCCACGUCCCUCUCCCUUGUUUGUGUGUUCUCAUGUUGGGGUAGAUUUCUUAGAGGAAGAAAAAAAACGGAGGGAAAAUGAUAGGAGAAAAAAGGAGAAAGAGAAAGAAUGGAUGGGUGGAAAAAAAAAAUUGUAGAUAACUCAGUGCUGCCUCCUUCUUUCAUGCUACUAUUGUGGUCCUGGUUCUGCGUGUAUGGCUUACAUGUCUGUAUGUACUAUAGCUCCGAUCAUUUUCUAGUAGAAUGUGCUUUUGAAAGUAACACUGCAAACCACCCUGAAUUUGCAUUGAUUGACUGAUUGAUUGUGUUGACACUCUUUUUAAAGACAAAGAGGAACAAAAAAAAAAUACUACAAACGGGAUGGACUCUACCAACCAACCUUUGUAUUUAUCCUACUGUUUUUACCGAACAAAUGUUUUGUUUUGUUUUUUUGUACCUGUUUGUUUCGAUUUUUGUUGUUGCAAAAACGAUCCCGUCUUACCUUCCCUCUGUGCACAUGCCACAUCUCUUGCACUAUAGAAUGUAGCCUUACCCUCCCUCUUAAGUUAGCUCCUUUUCCAAACUAACUCUUCUAGCAGUGAUUUAAACUUAGAUAUUUAUCACUUGGCUUCUUACCCUGACAGUUUUUUAAUUGUUAUGAUGAUUAUAGAGGGAGGUGUUGUGGAGUGUUAGGAAAGACAUUGUUUUCUUAUCUUGGCCAUUAUACAGGAGUACUGCUUUGUGAAGGAUAGUAUAUGAUGACGAUGUUUCAUAUUGCAUCUGUUUUAAGGUAUUCGGUUCAGAGUGGCUUCUCUUUGUACCUCAGCAAAAAAAAAGAACAAAAAAAUUGAUUUGGAUUUGUGAAAAUGUCUCCCCACUUGAUUUAUAUUUUUUAAAAAUGAAAUAAGACUCCCAGGUAAGAGAUGUUCAAUGGUGUAAGAUUUUUGCAGGAGUCAUUUGCAUGUACGACUAACGACAACAAUUGUAAUUACUUGGUUCAGACCAGUGCGCUCAUCAAGGGGAUGUUCAUUAAAUUAAUGGUUCACACUAACGGAAGGGUUUUCAAAAUUUCAUUAAACAUCAUUGCAAGGC